Messenger RNA from Cuscuta campestris, 745 nucleotides. The record is from the annotation of a GenBank genome assembly. Lineage: Eukaryota; Viridiplantae; Streptophyta; Magnoliopsida; Solanales; Convolvulaceae.
GUCGGUCUUGAUCACAAUAAAGACCGACUCAAUACUAUGACUAAGGUCUUCGUUCUUGGUCUUCGUUUAGCUCUUGCUCUUAUCUUCGUUCUUCGCCUUGUAUAUUCAAUGUUCGACUUGAUCACGGCGGUUUGGCAUUAUCAAAACCUGUUACAAAAACGAACACGGCUUUAGUACGAAAACGUGACAAGCCCGUGUUUCAACACUAAAUUCAUCUGCGGCCUAAAGAAUGGAUCCUUUUUUCACUGUAUUCCAGUGCCUAAAUUAAUUAACCUACUGAUCAUCGCAAAUCUCAGCUCUAGCCUCUAGCACACCCGAAUUGGAUAUCCUCAUCACCGACGCAUCAUACGACCUAAUUUUCGUCAUUUUGAUCAUCAGACUAAGUGAAUUCAAAUCGAUCGUUCAGCUCUCUGUCCUUCACCGUGUGUCUCAAUUCACAAUCCUUUGGUCAGAAUGUUUCGUUCAACAACGUCUUCAAUUCUCAAUCGUGCGGCCAGAUUCAAAUGUUCAUAUCAGCAUCCUUCCUCUUCACAAUUGUUCUGCCCCUUCUUUAAUUCAGCAAAGUAUAAGGAAAAUAUGUUUGUAUUUGAGGUUGACAAUCAAGAAUUUUGCUUCUGGAAGUCAAUGAAUUGCCUUAACCAUUCUCUAAUCUUUUGAUUACAGACCACAUUUCUAUAUGGAAUUAGGUAAAUGGAUAACAAGUAUUGGCGAUGGCCUUGCCGGUGAAGAAAAUGAUCGUUGGAGU